UCAGACUGGGGGUAACCCAGGAAGCCAUGCUGUGGACUAACUCAGAGAAAAACACGUAUCUUAGUCCCACCAUCCUUCCACCACACAAAAGAGACGAGGUCUGUAGUUUUUACUCAUACUUGCCUCGCACGGCCACGCGUUGGCGCUGUUUGCCACUGGCCGCUGAGAGCACUCAAGCCUGCUAGCAGCUCGCAUCUUUCCCCCCUCCCUCCCUGCCUGCCCUCCCUCCCUCCACAGCAGCGCGUCUCUCACCGCGCCUCGGAUGCAGUGUGACCAGCAGCACCGAGCGGGAGAAACCGUCCAGCGAACCGCCGUCCGCGCACCAGCACAGCAAAAAUAAAACCCAAACGAUGACAUUCUUACAGAUACGACUGAAGCAAACAAUCAUUUGACAACUUCCGACCCCCACACCUUGCCUUCGCCGCCCCUUGCUGUAAGUGCCCCGGUCCAACUGUCCGGCCCUCCCCCUCCCAGCCCAUCGGCCCUCCAUUCCAGCGGGACCAUGAUGCUCAGCAGCUCGGUGGAGGUGCCCAGCCCGGGCGGGAUGAGCGGCCUCAGUGGGUUGAGCGCGGCCGCCCGGAACGUGGUGCGCUCCUCCAGCAUCUCAGGGGCCAUGUACAGCCUGGAGAAGAGCCCCGGCAGCGGGGGCCCGGACUCCACGUCUCUGGCUGGCAACAAGAAGCGGCGCUCCAGUCUGGGCGCCAAGAUGGUGGCCAUCGUGGGGUUGUCGCAGUGGAGCAAGAGCACGCAGCAGCUCAACCAGCAAGACGGUGGGACAAAGAAGCUUCGUAGCACCAUCCGACGGAGCACGGAGACUGGCAUCGCCGUGGAGAUGAGGAACCGGGUGACACGGCAGGGCAGCAAGGACUCAACCGACGGCAGCACCAACUCAAACAGCUCCGAUGGAACCUUUGUCUUCCCUACCACACGCCUGGGGCCUGAGAGCCAGUUCAGUGACUUUCUGGACGGGCUAGGCCCCGCUCAGAUUGUUGGCCGGCAAACACUAGCUACACCCCCCAUGGGGGAUGUCCAUGUAGGCAUGGUAGACAGAGGAGGGCAGCUGGAGGUGGAGGUCAACCAGGCAAGAGGGUUGAUCCCUAAACCAGGCUCUAAGAACAUACCAGCGACCUAUGUAAAGGUGUAUGUCUUGGAGAAUGGAGUGUGCUUGGCCAAGAAGAAAACCAAAGUAGUGAAGAAGACUCUGGACCCCACCUACCAGCAGGCUCUGUUGUUUGAUGAGAGUCCUCAGGGCAAAGUCCUACAGGUAAUAGUGUGGGGGGAUUAUGGGCGUAUGGACCACAAGUGCUUCAUGGGAAUGGCCCAGAUCCUCCUGGAGGACUUGGACCUGUCUGCCACAGUCAGCGGCUGGUACAAGCUGUUCCCUACCUCCUCCCUGGCAGACCCCAGCAUCGGACCCCUCACCAGACGCCUCUCCCAGUCCUCCCUGGAGAGCGCCACCAGCCCCUCGUGCACCUAGACACCCCAGUAGACACCCACAUGCACGGGCACAGGCAGAGUCGUGCAGACACGGACACAUGUACUGUAUAUACACAACAACUGUAUUUGAAGUGCAAGACAGGUAGGCACACACACACUCACACACACACACCCACACAUAUACCCAUGUGCAUCUGUGCACGUGAUGCGUGUAUUCAUGUAUAUACAUGCACUGACACGCCUGCCAUAUCCUUUACCGGACAUUACACUCUACUGUACGUCCAUAUCCUCACCCACUGAUCAGUGUUUUUAGUCGACUAAACGGUUAGCAAAGCCACCUUGAAGUAGGCAUGAAUUACCAGAACAUGUAGCAUUUUUCACCCACUCAUUUCAACAUUUCCUACCACGACACAACGAUCCACCGGGUGCCAUACUCUGCAUUCCAAGGUACCAGAUCUCCGUGGCACGACUCAUCCCAGGGCCGUCCUGAUGCCAGUUUCUAAACUCUCUAUGCCAAACUAAGAAAAAAAACUUUAUUUUUUAAAACCAAAGCAAUUGUUAUUGUUGUUAUUAUUACUAUAAGUAGUAGGUGAACUAGUCUACAAUAUAAAGUAUGGAUAUGUAGCAGAGUCAAUGACUUAGAUGUAAUGCAAAAAAAGAAGAUACAUUCUACACACGUGAGCUGAGAACGGUAGGCCAAACACAUAAACAUACCUGGGCAACAGGCUUGGAUGUUCACAUAAUGGCUAUUAUGUGAGGUAGCAACACUGCUAUUCUAUAAUUUUCACAGGGCAGAGUUUAUAUAUAGAUAUACAUAUAUAUAUAAAUAGAUAGAUAAAUACUUAUUUGUGUUAACGUAUGUAUCGGCUGCAUUCUGCAUGUUCGCUUGCAACCCUUGUAGAGACAUUUUAAAGUGCUUAAAUCUUUUUAUUUAGCUUGCCUUGACCAAUGUAACAGGAGUAUACGUUGUGCCGCUUUAUUUUGCGAUCCGUUGAAAAAAGAGCACUGCACCAAGUUAGGGAGAAGGAUGGGUGGGGGCUUUGAUGACAGGGAGAGUGCUAUCAUCGCCAUCUGCAGAAGAAGAGAACAAAUUAGUCAGCCAGCUGCACAUUCGCUGAGGAACAAAUUUCUGAUCCUGCCUUCAUCUUUCGAGUAAAGGACUGUUGUACCACGGGCCACAAAAGCUCCAGUCUGGGGCUCUCGUGUUCCACAUCCAGGGGGUGCCACAGUCUCACUCCCUCUCGUUCUGUGUAUACCAGCACCUAGACUUGUUUGGACUUCCUGUUGAUUUCUCCCGUUUUGAUGUCAUCUUUCUUUCGCACUCUCCCCUUUUGAUGGAGGAGGACAGGGAGGUGGCGAGCGUAUCUCACCAUGUCUGGUCAGAUCACAGCCAGGCAAACACGCACACAAGCUGGUACCAACUACAACCUUUAACCCUCCUACUUUCUCUUUGGUCACUCCUCUUUGUCUCACUAACUGUAACUAAACUUUUUGUAAAUGUGUAAACAUAUAUUUUAAUCCAAAUUAGUUUUCUUUUCUUUUUGAUAUCCGACUAUUUAUGCCAGUAUUACUUUGCUAGCAGGGUGAUUGUUAACCUGCCAUAUACAGUAGUUUUACUUGUUUCAGGUGCAAUAUGUCAAAUCUAACCCAUCGUCCAGCGUUCUUACUUUAGAUAUCCUGUCAGGCAGCGUGUUUGUAUUUAUGAUGGCACUUUACUGUAAAAUAUGUAUUAUGUUUGAACUAAACCUGCAGUGUUGACCACUUGUUCAUUAAUUUUAUUUUUUAUUUGGUCAAACCGCAUUGAGCAUCUCUGAAUCUUUUAACUGAAUGCCAGCAUGGAAAUGUAACUUGAGCGUAUAAUGAAUUGCAGUGUAAGGGCCUACUAAAACAGCCGAAACGGGUCAGGUCUGCCUAUAGCAUCUGAUUUACAGUUGAUUUUACACUUCAAUCUGAGCAUUAAUAAAAGUCAUUUAUUAACAAAGAAAAAACAGGCUCAGAGAAAAAUCUAUAUUAGUUUUCUGAAUGUCUAAAUAGUGUGUUUUUAAAGAAGAAAUUAAGAUGUAAGUUUUGAAAUAAGCCAAGGUAUUUACUUCUUGCAUUUGUGUUUGAUGGAUUUAAAAAAAUAAUUCAACUGACAUUCUCAAAAAGGUGAGACUGACCUUUUGGCUGGUUUAGUUAAAUGUGCAAUGGUUGAGUCUUUUUACUGACAGCAGAGGAGUAGCAGGGAAAACUGAGCCACUGUUGUUUUCUUUAAGACUUCAGUGACUUUUUCAAGUGUUUUGAAUCUGCCUGUCUCGAGACCAACGCCAAACCUUGUAUAUGGAUAAAAACACUAAAGACUGUCGUAUUUCAGUCGUGUUACGAGAGUUCACAGUCUCAAGCUUUAGCCUAUUAAAGGCUUGUGUGUUUUUACGAGCUCACAUUUCACCGCCAUAUGUUGUAUGGUCUGCUAAGAACUGUCAUUCCUCUCUUCAUCUUUGUGCAAAAAGGGAAAAUCCAAGGCAUUUUAUCUUCUCAGCACUUCAGACCAACAGAAUUCACAUUUCAACGCUCUUUGAACUUUGGAAAAAGGGAUCUCUGGCAUUCUUGAAUUUUUGGGAGGAGGGUGUGAUGGUCGUUUUCUGACCCUCCCCCAUCAUGUGUACAACCCUUUUUAAAAGAACCAUCAAGGUCUGGGCUCCAAUUUCCUUCCCAUGUUGGAGCCAUUCCUUGCUGGAUCUGUACUUGUAUGGUCAUGUAUAUGAAGUAAUUUUAUGUACCUUAUUGAUUUGUAUCUUAUCUAUUUUUGUGGACAGCUGGCAUGAUGUAAAAAUAAGGACUUAUACUCUUGGUAUUUGCACACAUUCUCUUCAGUGCGCACCUUUUGUGAGGACAAAAAAAGCUUGGUUGACAAGAGAGAAAUUAAAUGGACAGAACAUAAAGCUAAAAAAAACUGAAACCUAAAAGGAAUUUCUAAACAUGUAAAACAUCCCUGCUGAAUGUUUAGUCCUUGGUAAACUCUAUGAAAAUACUGUUAAUAUUUUUCCAUGUGAUUUCCAAUGUUUCCUGAGUUUGUAUGAGACUGUAUGUGUCCCUUUGCUGUACUGAGUAACCCAAAAUAUUCACAGUUCUGAUUAUAGAAAGUAGGAAAAGAGAAAAUUCUUAUAAAAGACGUGUAUUUAUAGAAGAGCAGAUAGCAUUUGCCAAAUUUGUCCAAAUCCUUUGAUCCCUGCAACCAAAAGGAAACGCUGAAAUAUUGCCUUUCUUUAAAGUGUAGUGUGAGUGUGUGUAUGUGUUGUACUGCGCAAUGCAUAAUGAGCGGCAAGGCAAAGGGGUGAGAGAGAGAGAGAGAGAGAGCUUUAAAUGUAUAGAUAUUUAUUAAAAAAGCCACUUGUAAACUCAAGUUGACAGUGGACCACAGUGAAGAGAAUUUAAGGAUCAGGGUUUUCAGAUAUGAGCAUCAACACCUUUUUCUCUCGUCAUGAUAUUUACCAUAGAUUAAAAGAAUUUACUGUAGUAUCACAUAAUUAACACAUAUUGUGUCACAACAUGAUCAUGUUAUUUAUUUGGACACAUAAUCUACUGUUUUAAGUGAGUUGAAGAAAAUUAUUGUGAACCUGUAAAAGUAUGAAAAAAAAAGAGUUGAAGCAAGCCGCAGGGGUUAAAGUACGCAGGGCAGUGUUACAGCAGGUCGUCAGAGAGUCUCAAUUUGUUUUUCUGGAGAUGAAUGAUGCUUUUUAAACAUGAAGGCAGAGGCACGAAAGCAGGUUGCGAAAUGGUUGGAUUCAUCAAAGUGUUGAUCGUAGACGCUUAUGUGCAGUUUAUUGGAAACAGCACGGAGCAUGUAGGGCUUGGACUGAUUCAGACAGGUAACGAUAGUAUGAGCUUGAGUUUCACAGUAUCUCAACAUGGCUCAGCUGAGAUUUGAAUGUAAAGUCUUUGAAUGAUGCUUGUAAUAUGAACCCAUACGCUUGCUUGUUUUACUUCUAAAAUCCACAUUGAGCAUUCUAUAACCUAAUUUUAUUGCGUGCAAAACUUUUAUAAUGUAUCUUCAAUCAACCUGAAUCGUCUCUUGAGUGCUAUGUUGAAAAUGUAUUUUAUUUUUGUAAGGAGAGAGGUAUUAUUCAGAGGAGGAGGAGAGCGCGUCAGAGAGGCAGCGUGGGCAAAACUUGCCUUUAGAUUUUUGCGAAAAUGAGGGCUUGUUCAGUUUACAAUGGCCUUAUUUUGUGUAGGAGACAUUGCUUCACUAUUGUAGCACACAACUGAAAGUUUUGACAAAUGUAUUUUGCUUGAAAUAUUGUACUGAAGUUAUAUAUGUGUAUAUGUAUAGUUUUAUGAAUGUAUUUCUUAAUCCUUACACCAGAACUGAGUGUAAUUUUUUGUCAUCUUGUUUGCUAUACUGUCUCUUUGAAGACUUUCCAGGGACCCCGCCUGCAUUGGUUCAGGCAGCCCCUACUUCUACUGUACUGUAUGUCUUACUCUCUGUGUAUUCACUUAAAAGAACAGCUCUGUGGUUGAAACAAGCAUGAAUUCUGUCUGGCGAAAUGCAGUUUUAUUUAUUUAAAUCGCCACGAUGGGUUUCAAGCAAAAGGAUUGCUACCCCCUACCCACCGUCCCUCAACCUUCCCCCGCACCAACUAACUUAUCGAUUAAUCUAUCAAGCUGAUGGAAUUGCUAUGAUUUUUGUACUUUGAACUAGAAAAUGUUUGCCGCAUGGUUACUCUGAUGACUUUCUUGUAUUUAAUCUUUCUGAUGGUAUGAUAAUGAUGAUAAUAAUUAUGAUAAUGACAAGUGAUGUUGAUGAUGAAGGUAGUUAGACCCAGUACUGCGUUAAUGGGAAUUCAAUGAGAUGCAAAAGACUUGUCAAAUAUGCUGUAUCUUCAAGUAGCAUGGACUUAGCCUUCCAUUUUCUGAAAUAUUUCUUCUGGCAAUAACCAUUGGCUGUAGAUCCUUACUGUUGCUGGGGCCUUCACUCUUGGCUUUAGACUCUUUCUCAUUCCUUUGAGUUGGUGAUGUGGUGUCAGCAUCAGCUGAACUGCAGUGAUGACAAAUAAGAUACAAAGUCGAAUCACGUUUGCAAGCACUAGAAGCAAUUUAGACUCAACAGAGCAUGCAAUGCAUUGUGAAUGACUGCUAUUUCUAUGGCAGUCCCCAUGAGCAACAAUUUUCAUUUUUACUCUUCAUUUUCUAUUGAAGCAUGCAUUCCAUAUGUCUGCUUGCCAAUGUAGCAGGGGACAACAAGAACAAAACAGACAUCAUUGCUUGAGUUGAUGGGCAAAUUGGAGUUUUUGCUGCUGAAUACGCCAGUUUGUAUUCAUCCGGGUCUAUAAAUGUUGGUAAUCACAGCACAAGUUUCCUGAGUAGCCAUUCUGUCCUUUUAGAUGUCCGUCAGACUAUAUGAAGGCCACUGUAGCUUCCCUCCCCCACUGUCAAGACAACCUUUAUCUUAUUAAGCCCACCAAAGCACACACCCUACGAAUACAAUCUGAACUAAUAGCUUAACACGGAACCCCAAAAUAUAAUAAAUAUCUGAACAACAAUGGACCAAAAUGAUAUUUCCAAGUGCACACACAGUAGAUUGAUGCCUUGGAAUCAAAUGUAAAGAUGGAUGGGAGCAUUAAAACAUUUAGCCCAGUUAAAUUGGAUUGCUGGUGCUGGUAGAUGAGUGGUUGUCUUUUCUUAACUGGCCUUAACCUUUCCACCGAGGAGUGUUCGCAGAGUACAUUUUAAAGGGCAAAGUGUAGCAGACCGUCUGAUGAAAGGAUGCGGUAUAUGGCAAAGAAGAAAAAGGGAGCUGUAAUUUUUUACCUGUGCUUUGUAAAUGUUUUCUAUGUGCAGUAUUUGAUAAUGUAAAACUGGUAUUUUUGUGGUUUGUACGCUGCAGAAUUGAUUACUUAAGGUGCACGUAGUUUUGUAAGAAAAUAGAACCAAACUGAGGAAAAAAACAAUUUCGGAUUCAGACGCCUGUAUUUGCAUGCCCUUUGACAUCUGGACGCAAAGUUAAUAAAGUUAAUUUGAAUCACAAA
Molecule: messenger RNA, 7442 nt
Organism: Lates calcarifer (barramundi perch)
Lineage: Eukaryota; Metazoa; Chordata; Actinopteri; Centropomidae
Gene: rims3
Product: regulating synaptic membrane exocytosis 3
Exons: 7
Coding region: 503-1477 (324 amino acids)
Biological process (GO): positive regulation of synaptic transmission; regulation of synaptic plasticity; regulation of membrane potential
Cellular component (GO): presynaptic membrane; cytoskeleton of presynaptic active zone
Molecular function (GO): transmembrane transporter binding; small GTPase binding
Source: RefSeq, a predicted model, not a curated record